Molecule: messenger RNA, 927 nt
Organism: Debaryomyces hansenii CBS767
Lineage: Eukaryota; Fungi; Ascomycota; Pichiomycetes; Serinales; Debaryomycetaceae
Exons: 1
Coding region: 1-927 (308 amino acids)
Biological process (GO): protein folding in endoplasmic reticulum
Cellular component (GO): EMC complex
Molecular function (GO): protein binding
Source: RefSeq, a predicted model, not a curated record
AUGUCGGAAACAUCAAUAGACCUUGUCAAAAACAAGCUAUUGUCAAUAGCUGCAUCAGGAAUUUAUGUGAAUUUCAAGCCCGAUAUCUUACAAAAUACGUACAAUGAAAUAUCUAAGUUUUUAUCCGUAAAUGCAGAAUCAAUCGAUACAAUAGAACUUUUCAAUUUAUUUGAAUUGCAAUUCUAUAUAUCAUUAAUGACGAACCAUGAUGUUGAAGCAAAAACUAGCUUGGAUAGACUUGUUGAUCAAUUUGGAUUUGAAAAAUCACAGCGAGUUAAGUUGUUACAAUCUAUUUAUUUUGAAGCUAUGGGGGAUGACGAAGCAGCGAUGAAAGUAUUAGGGCAAAAUGCAGACGAAUUAAAAUUAUCCCGAAGGUUGAUUACAUUCAGCAGAAAGCCAGAUAAUAAUGAAGACUACAUCGCCAGCUUAAAUUAUUAUCUAGAUUUACAACCUUCAGAUGUUAUUACAUGGGCAGAAUUAGCAGAAGAAUAUAGAACUAUUGGUCAUUAUGAAAAAGGUAUACAUUGUUUGCAAGAAAUUCUAUUACAAGAGCCAUAUGCUUAUAAUAUAUUUUACAAAGUAGGAUUGUUCUACUACUAUCAGUUUUUACAAGAAUUUACCAACAAGACCCAUGAUAAGAAAGAUAAAUUAUUGGAAGCUAUGUCUGUUUUGAAAAAUGCGAAGAAUAACUUUUUAAGAUCAAUUGAAAUAUGUGACAGCUACUCCACAAGUUGGUUGGGUAUCUAUUUGAUUUCUAAAUUGGAUUUCAAUCAGGCUUUGUUGAGCAAAUUGGCCGAUAAUAAACAAGUCAAGGUCUAUUUAGAAGAUAAUUCAAAAUUGGAAGCUUUAAGUAAACAAAAAAUCAUUAAAUUCAAUAAGCUAGAUGGCGAAGAAGAAUUCGAUAUUUUUUUAAAUAAGCAUAUAUAG